AAAGUAACGGUGCCUUUCCCGCUCCAAUUUAGAAUUCCAAUUGUCAUUGGCGCUUUGUAAUUUUGUCCCUUGUAUUUCUUGUAUUUCCUAUUUUUCCGUUUAUUUUUGCGCUUCGUGCGUCCAAGGAUGAGUCUGCAGGACGAGAGCUUUCCGGCGGACGAGCUGUUUGACCACCUGAACAAUCCGAGUGGUCAGGCCGCCAGGAGGAGCUACUUUUCGGAGCACCAUCAGCCGGCCGCCUUUCAACGGAAUGCGUCGCCAUUUUUGGAGAUCUGCCACGCGGAUGCGGAUGUGGACGGAGAUGGGGACGCGGAUGUGGCCAACAAGAGCGCCAAAACGUGUGUCAGCGAUCCCGCGGGUCGUGAUCAGGAGGAUGACGUCGACGUCGAUGACGGCCAACUGGGUGACGAGAAGGUUCCUUUGGGCAGCGGGCGCGGCAGCAAGGCGGUGUCCUACCAGGACAUCCACUCGGCCUACACGAAGCGCCGCUUCAAGCACGUGACCAGCAAGGUGGGCCAGUACAUAGCGGAGAUCCAUGCCCAGGACCAGAAGCGACGCAAUGCGUCCGGUUCCGGCUUCCAGCGGCACAGCUCCAUGCCCGAAUACCUGACGCCCAAUUCGCGGCGGGACGGAGACCACGAUGGCCACUUUAAGAUGGACAGCUCCCCCACACAUUCGCACUCCAAUUCCAAUUGCAACUCAAGCUGCAGCUACGAGCGCUUGCUGGCGGAGAUCGAGAGCCUGCAGCAGGACAGGGAGCGCCUGCAGCACGAGAAGAAGCACCUGCAGGCAUACAACGAGCAUAUCCAGCUCAGCCUGGACAAGAAGAUGGCUGAUAACAUACAGAUGAAGCGCAAUUUCGAGAUCAUGCGCACAGAGCUAAGCGACUGCCAGCAAAAGCUGAGGCGCCACCAGAGCCACUCGCUGAGGUCACUGAACUCCUGGCCGCCGGCGGGCGUUGCCAAGGCCACACAGACGGAACCCUUGCUGGCCAUGGCCACCAUCUGCUCCUCGGGCAACGCCCUGAAAACGCCCCUGCCGCUAGGCAACCUCACCUACAACAGCAGCGAUGGAUCUAUCGAGCUAGCCCUGCUCAGUGUGGCGGCACCGGUUCGAAUACCGCAGAAUCCCGACCAGAGCAAAAAAGCCAUCCGCCCGCAAUCCUUGGACUUCAGCAGUGUCAGCACUGAAGCCGAUGGCAGCGGAACCGGCGAGGCUCCUGGUAACUCCGCGUCCAGGGCCCUGGUCAGAAGAGCUCCGGCGCCCAACAACUCGGAGACCAGUCAGCCCAGCAGCAACGACUCUGCCAUCGAGGUGGAGGGCCACGAGGAGGAGCAGCGGCCCCCCGCCAGGCAGUGGGGUCAACGUGGCGGCAACUACUACUUCGACAAGCGCAACAACCGCGUCAUCGAGAUCAUCAAUCUCAGCCAGAAUCCGAAUCAGACCGUGGACACGAGUCAAAGCCAAAGCAUCAACGAUAGCCAGGCACAUCUGCUGGUCCACACGAUGGCGCAGUCCCAUGUCCACUUCAGGAGCAAAAGGAACACCCUGGGCAGUCGGGUCCUCCGCUUCCUGGGGCCCUGUGUUCGGUGCCGAAAUGAUCCCAGUGGCGGUGACCCUCUCAAUGGCAGCAACGAAACAUAUACGGUGGGAUUGCCGCUUAUGCCGGAGGAGGAGUUCGUGGACCCAAGGAACAGGCGCUAAUCCCCCAUCCAAACUAUUUUAUUUAUUUAUUUGUAUCAUCAUAUCUUGUUAUUUUAUGUCGCGUUAAGUUUAUCCAUGUAGUCACCAUUUUUAUUGCCUCAGUAUGUAGUUAACCAAUAUGUGCAUGUUUAACCAAAUUAAAAAAGGGCAACCAAGUUUCCCUCCGAAAAUGAAAAGCUUUCCGAGACAUUUUGUAGGAGAAA
Molecule: messenger RNA, 1907 nt
Organism: Drosophila suzukii
Lineage: Eukaryota; Metazoa; Arthropoda; Insecta; Diptera; Drosophilidae
Gene: swa
Product: swallow
Source: RefSeq, a predicted model, not a curated record